Messenger RNA from Mucor mucedo, 435 nucleotides. RefSeq lists its product as uncharacterized. The record is from RefSeq and is a predicted model, not a curated record. Lineage: Eukaryota; Fungi; Mucoromycota; Mucoromycetes; Mucorales; Mucoraceae. The transcript has 2 exons. The coding region runs from base 1 to 435 and encodes 144 amino acids.
AUGAUUGAUGACCAAAAAAAUGGACAGCGUGUAUGGGUAAUUGAUGUGCACACUAUAAGCAUAACUCUAUCGUUUAUGAAUCUAGACUUGCAGGAUGUACUACUGAAGGGAGUAUCAUUACGUCUUACUGCCUAUUCGGCACCGGCGCUUCAAGCGGUAUCCAACCUCAAGUUAAUCGCUUUCCAGUGUCAAGGCGUCAAGCUGCAAAUAUUUGGAACCAAGCAUGUUUCUCAGAAACAUUCGGCCAGUUAUAAUAAGGGUGUCUUUGCUGUACCAAAAAUUGUAAAUAACUUAACGUCUUUCGCCCAAACUCUGGCUGAUACCUUGUCCUUAAAACGUCUGGUGUACUUGAAUUAUCGUAAAAUUGGUAUUAUUCUUGAAGCAAAAAGACAACACGAUAUAGAGCUCAUGCAUCUGAAGGGAUGUGACACAUGA